Molecule: messenger RNA, 2554 nt
Organism: Caenorhabditis elegans
Lineage: Eukaryota; Metazoa; Nematoda; Chromadorea; Rhabditida; Rhabditidae
Gene: nhr-1
Product: Nuclear hormone receptor family member nhr-1
Exons: 11
Coding region: 283-1620 (445 amino acids)
Biological process (GO): intracellular receptor signaling pathway; regulation of DNA-templated transcription
Cellular component (GO): nucleus
Molecular function (GO): zinc ion binding; RNA polymerase II cis-regulatory region sequence-specific DNA binding; sequence-specific DNA binding
Source: RefSeq, marked reviewed
ACCACUCUUCUUCUUUCUUUGCUCUCUCCAGCUCGCCGAGCUUCUUCUCCCAGUUUUCUUCGCUCACUGCUCCUUUCAUUUUUUUUCUUUGAUCGUGCUCACCCUUCGUUGUCGUAGUCUACUUGAGACGACGUGGCGGUGGUGUGCUCACUAAGGAAACUAAAUAUUCUCGCGCAACACCAACGACUGGCGACCGAAGACGACGUGUGCUUUGCUCCGUCGUCUUCCCCCUACAGUUCUUCGGGACACCGCGGCGAACCACCAAUGCACGUGUUUUAUAGUAUGAACGGUACACUGGCCGAUCAACUGCAAAGCCAUCUGGCCAACUACGGGCAGCCAAUGGUCAACUCGCAACGCAACGAGGAUCCGUCAAUGUAUAUGAAUGGAUCAGCCGCCUCCGUUUCCCACACCAACGGCUCAUCCUCGAUGGGCAAUGAUCAAAAAUUUCCGUCUUAUAAGCGAAUGGCUCAACGAAGGAAAGUGCCCGAAGGAGAGCUGUGCGCAGUUUGCUCGGACCUUGCCACUGGAUAUCACUACGGAGUGGCUAGCUGCAAUGGAUGCAAAACCUUCUUCCGACGAACAAUAGUCAGUGAGCAAACCUUCAUUUGCCAAUAUAAUGGAAAUUGUGAUGUUAAUAAAAACAUUCGAUGUGCAUGCCGUCACUGCCGCUUCAACAAAUGCCUAUUGGUGGGGAUGGACGCAAAAGCCUUACAAAUUCCAGCAAUCCAGAAUGAUCGAGAUCGGAUUGGGCCAACGAAGAAAAUCAAGAUGAGCAGCGGAUCUGACGACGAGCAAGCCACCACUCCACACCGUCUUCAGGACCAGGAAAUCAUCGACCAGCUCACACAAGUUGAAGGGCUGUGCCAGGAGUUGCGACGCUGCAUAAUUCCUGAAGUGACCGGAGUGACACAUGCACUGACGUCCCCUUGCCUACUUUUUGAGACCACUGACCUUAAAGUAGACGUGAGUCUGACCAAUACGAUUUUCAAAGAGCUCUUCCCGGCGUCGAUGAACGACAUUCGUAUGUGGAACAUUCGCGAGAUGCGCAUCUGCAUCGAGUGGGCAAAGACGUUCGAUGUUUACCAGAGGCUCAACCUUUUUGAUCAGUUUGCCCUCGUCCGAAACUUUGCCUUCGCAUUUAAUCUGCUCAACAGAGUGUUCUACUCGCCGGACCAUGGACCAGAUAAGAUUGUCUUCCAAAAUGGAGCCUUCAUCAUGAGACAGCCACAACAACAGGUCCAACUCUCGGGAUGCCGGCCUAUCUACACUCGACAAAUGGACGAGAUUAUGAUUCCAUUCCGCAAAUUGCAGUUGAGCGUGGCCGAGUUUGCCACCUUCAAAGCCGCUUUGUUUUUUAAUCCAGACGCUUUGGAUUUGUCUCCACAGGCGAAACAGGAAGUUUUCGAGGAGAGAAACAAAUAUUUGGGUGGACUUUUUACCUGUAUCACACAGAAAAUUGGAAUCCCGACUGGAGUUCAGAAAUAUGGAAGUCUUUUAAUGAUGACCGCUAGUAUACAGAAUAUUCUGGCGCAAAAUGAGGAAAAUAUGCAAGUGAUGGAAUUGUUCAAAAACUGGGAAGUGGAUCCAUUUGUCAAGGAACUUUGUAUGAAGAGAGCAUAAACGCGAAAUUUGUUUAUUAUAAAUAUAUUGAAGUUUUUUAUGUUUAACUUUUAAGACAUUAGUUGCCUUCAGAUCUCUCACCAAGUUUUGAGCAAAAUUGUUUCUCCCUUAUCAUUAUUUUAUUAUUAUUUGACUUUUGACUUCGGCUGGGCCCAAUACUUUUUUUCUGUGAAAAAAAAAACCAACUAGGACACGUCAUAGAUUCCCCCGUUCCACACUCACAAACAGUUCCCCGUCUUACAAUCUUCUAGUUCUGCUGUAUAUAUUUGUGAUAAAAUAAUAUAAUGUUCAGUUUUGUCCUUAUUUCUUUUCCCACCAGGUUUUUUGUGCCAUCGCUGAAAUUAGUUUGAGCACACUUUUUUAUAAAUUAGCUGAGGUUUAUGCUUAGGUUUAGGCCGAGGCUUAGGCGUAGGCUUGGAUCUAGGAUCUUUUAGAUCUCAGUUUUAGGCUCAGCUUUAGGCUUAGGCUUAACCUUCCCCAUGCGCUCCUCAAAAAGCCUGUUAAUGGCCGGUUGCCCUUACCUGAAAAUUCACUAAUUCCUCCCGUUUUCACAAGCCAGUUUUUAAACCCUUUCCCAAACCAACCAACAACCUCGCCCAGUUCUGAUCCAACCUUCCCACCUCUUCCUCUUCCAAGCAUUGUCAUCGAUUGCAAUUUUUUCAAAUUAUUCAUGUUUCAACAAAAAAUGUUUCCUCUAUAAAAACCCCUAUUAUUUACUGGUAUCAAUUCUUUUAUUUUCUCCCUACCACGAUUUUGGGCUGAUUUAUCUUUUUUUCCCAAAUUUUUUAACCAGUAAAAAAAUUGGUUUUGGUAUUUUUGAUUUCCGAUUGCCCCUUACAAAAUUCUUGAUGUUCAAGUUUAUUUUCCCCCACUUUUUUCUUUUGUCAUUCAUUUUUUUAAAUUUUUUUUCUCCCUCAAUAAAUCUUCAUUUCUU